UGUUUUCAGUUCAUUUGUUGUUGAAGUCGAUUCCGAAGAUGGGUUAUUUUAUAAAGACUUUUCUUGCCACAGUUGCAAUCAUAGCAACUGUAAACGUUGCUUUUGCAAAUGACGAUAGAAUUACGAUUUUUGGAGAUGUGAAACCAGGUGCUACCGUUUUCCACAAAGCGGAAAUUGUCGAGCCUAAGAAGUUAUUGCGCGUCGUUAAAAAGACAGUCUUCUUUAAACCCCAAGCCCACAAAAUAGACGCAAUAAGGAUCACCGAUAACAGUGGCCACAAAGGCGGUACUCCUGCAUUGCUCGAUGGAGGUCCAGGUACUAAUUAUGCCAAGAUUCAGUUCCAAUCUAACCGAAAUCAUCCUCUGAACUUUACUUUGGAGUACUUAGGUGCCCCUCCUAGUGCAUUUUACUAUUCUCAGAAAAUUUAAAAGCCUUUUUCAAUCAAAAAAAGUGGCUUUAUUCAUUUCAAUACAAUAAAUACAACUAUUGUUUGCUUUUGUAAA
Molecule: messenger RNA, 503 nt
Organism: Drosophila ficusphila
Lineage: Eukaryota; Metazoa; Arthropoda; Insecta; Diptera; Drosophilidae
Exons: 2
Coding region: 39-428 (129 amino acids)
Source: RefSeq, a predicted model, not a curated record